GGAGAGUGCCACGUAGCUGUGACGUCAGCGCUUCCUGAUGCUGCUCUGCUAACAGUUAGCUGAACAAUCUGCUCCUCACGGUUUAAAACCAACCCGUGGAACUCAGCCUGGUCCAGUCGUCUGAUUCAGCGGUGGGAGAAGAACAGGUCAGACGGCACCAUGAACGGCCAGCUGGACCUGAGCGGGAAGCUGAUCAUCAAAGCGCAGCUCGGGGACGACAUCCGGCGCAUCCCCAUCCACAACGAAGACAUCACAUAUGACGAGCUGGUGCUGAUGAUGCAGCGCGUCUUCAGGGGGAAGCUGCAGAGCAACGAUGAAGUUACCAUCAAAUACAAGGACGAAGAUGACGACCUCAUCACCAUUUUCGACAGCUCUGACCUCUCCUUUGCCAUCCAGUGCAGUAGAAUACUCAAGCUCACUUUGUUUGUGAACGGUCAGCCGAGGCCAUUGGAGUCCAGUCAGGUGAAAUAUCUGCGCAGGGAGCUCAUUGAGCUCCGGAACAAAGUCAACUAUCUCCUCGACAGUUUGGAGCCCCCGACAGAUCCGGGUCUGGCUGCUGCAGCGCUCGAUAGCGAAUCCGUGGACGGCCGAGAAGGCAAAGUGGUGGCUGCAGAAACGGCGGUGAAGCAGGCGACGCCGGUCAGCGCGGCCAGCAUGUCGGCCUUCGACCCGCUGAAGAACCAGGACGAGGUCAACAAGAAUGUCAUCUCAGCCUUCGGCCUGAGCGAGGACCAGGUCUCAGCCGUCCCCGCCGCCCCGGAGGAGCGUUCAGGGACUCCUGACAGCAUCGCCUCGUCCUCGUCUGCAGCUCAUCAACCCGGGGUUCCCCCCCAGCCUCAGGCCCCCUACGCCGCCGUGCAGCAGGGACCCCCGGGGGGGAUGGACGGUCAGGUGUACCAGCAGUACCAGGCCCCCGGCGGUUACCCCCCCCAGCAGCCCGGAGCCCCCCAGCAGCAGUACGGCCUGCAGUACCCUGCAGGGUACACCCCCCAGCCCGGGGCCCCCCAGCCCGGGGCCCCCCAGCCGGGGCCCCCCCAGCAGCAGCAGCAGCAGUUCCAGAGCUACCCGGCCCCGUCCUCGCAGGCCCCGGCCCCGGGUCCUGGUCCGGCCCCGACCCCUGGGUUCCAGGGGGGGCAGCAGCAGCAGCACCAUCAGCAGCAGGGGCCCCCCCACCCCUCCCAGGGGCCCCAGCAGUUCCCCCCCGGGGCCUUCCCCCCCCAAAACUAUUCCUCCCAGCCGGCCUCCCAGCCGGCCAACUACAGCCUGGCCCCCGGCUCCCAGCCGGGCCCCGGGUUCCAGCCCCGGCCGGCCUACACGCCCCCCCCGGGCAGCACCGUCACCCCCCCGCCCGGCGCUGCUAACCCCUACGCCCGGAACCGGCCCCCCUACGGGGGCGGAUACGCCCAGCCGGGGCCCGGGUACCGGUAAGGGAGGAGGCUGAUCUGACCCCCC
Messenger RNA from Cololabis saira (Pacific saury), 1452 nucleotides. RefSeq names its product trafficking from ER to golgi regulator (gene tfg). Gene Ontology annotation, cellular component: endoplasmic reticulum exit site. Gene Ontology annotation, molecular function: identical protein binding. NCBI's taxonomy places the organism in Eukaryota, Metazoa, Chordata, Actinopteri, Beloniformes, Belonidae. Gene Ontology annotation, biological process: COPII vesicle coat assembly; endoplasmic reticulum to Golgi vesicle-mediated transport. The transcript is spliced from 8 exons. The record is from RefSeq and is a predicted model, not a curated record. Bases 160 to 1428 code for a protein of 422 amino acids.